AUGCCCAUGUCGGCAGUGCCUGUGUCCAUGCCGGCGGUACAGAUGCCCCUCAUGGGUUUCUCAAAUGCCUUGCUGGUGCCAGUUACAGUUGUAGCAGUCAACCUACCAUCGCCGUCAGCAAGUCCUACCAUUGCCAAGCAAAGCUCCUUGUCCUCGGAAUCAGAGACUUCCCUGCCACUCUCGAGACAAAGCUCUGAAUCGAUCGACUCGGAGCUUGGCCACUCGGGCUCUAUUUCUGGCCGCGUCUGGGACUUGUCCCAACGCUCCAAGGGUUGCCGCCACGUCCAGGCGAGCCUGGACGCUGCCAGCGACGCCGAGCGCGCGCAGCUGGCGUCGGAGCUCCGGGGCCGCAUCUUUGCAGCGGCGCGGAGCGCCUGCGCCAACUACGUCCUCCAGAAGAUCAUCCACGUGCUGCGUCCUCAAGCGUGCCAGUUCAUUAUCGAUGAGCUCAUGCAGGAUCCACAAGAGGUGCCGGCUUUGGCACGUCAUCAGUAUGGCUGCCGUAUCUUGCAGCGUCUCUUGGAGCAUUGUCAAAGCCAACAGAUGGGAGGCAUCAUUCAGCUCUUGCUCUCCGAGGCCCUGUCCUUGGUGCGGCACAGCUACGGCACCUUUGUGAUGCAAGAGAUCUUCGACUUUGGUACGGAAGCGCAGCGACGUCGUUUGGGUGAAGUGUUGCUUGGGGCGGGAGACCUGGGCAAUGACGAGAGCGCCACCCAAGUCCUGCAGAAAGCUCUGCUGCACGCGCCGCAGAAGGUUGCCUUGGCCCGCUCGCUGGUGCCGCAGUUUACCCACAUUGCCCGUGGUCGACAUAGCCACCAUACAGUGCUGGCGGCUUUGCCACUCUUGUCACAAGAGGACUCUGAACGGGCCAUUGCACUUCUUUCUUCGAAGGUGCAGAAGCUUUGGGCAUCACGCUAUGGCCGUUUGGUGGUGAAGGCAAUCCCCAGUUUGCACCAACAGUGCGUGGGGAUGACACGGCGGGAGGCACGGGUGCGGCAUAGGUGGUGCUUCCAUGGAUGCGGCCAAUACUUCAAAGAAACUGGACAUAUCAUAUAA
Messenger RNA from Durusdinium trenchii, 1056 nucleotides. Lineage: Eukaryota; Dinophyceae; Suessiales; Symbiodiniaceae. The record is from the annotation of a GenBank genome assembly.